Messenger RNA from Aspergillus alliaceus, 942 nucleotides. RefSeq lists its product as uncharacterized. The coding region runs from base 1 to 942 and encodes 313 amino acids. Lineage: Eukaryota; Fungi; Ascomycota; Eurotiomycetes; Eurotiales; Aspergillaceae. The record is from RefSeq and is a predicted model, not a curated record. The transcript is spliced from 2 exons.
AUGUUCAGCCACACUGUUGCAGUCUUUCCCGCCUCUGGAGGCAUUGGAGGCAGCACUGUUAAGCAUCUGCUCCCUCGUCUCUCGCCAAAAGAUCUCGUGUUUGUCGCUCGGCAGCCCGAAAAGCUAGAAUCGGCGUCCGCAGCUGGCGCGACGCUUCGCCGGGCGGAUUACGAUGACGACAACAGCCUCGAGCGCGCAUUUGACGGAGUUCGUACGCUCUUUUUAAUUUCGUACGCCUCUGUUGAACAUGAGUACCGGACCAAUCGCCACCAACGUGCGAUCGAUGCGGCAAUCCGCAGCGGUGUCAAAUACAUUUUCUACGGAUCGCUGGGCUAUGGCGGCAGCCCCCAGAACAAAGAGUCGGUGGCUCAUGUUAUGCAGGCCCAUUUAGACACAGAAAGAUAUUUGGACGAUUGUACCCGCCGACAUCCUGGCUUCGGAUAUACCGUGGUUCGUGAAGGUCUGUAUUCCGAGUCAUAUCCACUAUACACGUCCUUCUUUGACCCCAAGAAUCCGGUUGAUGCGAUACGAAUCCCGCACGAUGGCUCCGGGCCGGGUAUUGCCUGGGUGAAACGGGAGGAGCUGGGAGAGGGCACCGCUGAGCUCUUGGCGCGAUUCAUGAAGGAUCCUAACGGUUUCAAGUACCGCCAGCAGACCGUUUUGCUAUCCGGGUCCAAGGCACUCACCCUGAAGGAAACUGUGGAUGUUUUGGGUAAGGUGGCUCAGCGGCCGGUAAAAAUCCUCCCAGUCUCAGUUGACGAGUUUGCGGCUCUACCCCAGAAUCCAGCGAACUUCACCUACCAUGGCGUAGACCAUUCGAAGGUAUGGUCUUCGGCUUUUGAAGCUUUCCGCUGUGGCGAGGGGGCAUAUGUGUCGCCCUUGCUGGGAGAACUGUUAGGCCGGGAACCGGAGGACUUUGAGACAACCGUUUCGCGGCAGUAG